Molecule: messenger RNA, 1006 nt
Organism: Podospora pseudopauciseta
Lineage: Eukaryota; Fungi; Ascomycota; Sordariomycetes; Sordariales; Podosporaceae
Gene: RPS29
Product: 40S ribosomal protein S29
Exons: 3
Coding region: 277-447 (56 amino acids)
Biological process (GO): translation
Cellular component (GO): ribosome; cytosolic small ribosomal subunit
Molecular function (GO): structural constituent of ribosome; zinc ion binding
Source: RefSeq, a predicted model, not a curated record
UCUGCAGACAGCUGAUAAGCGAUAAGAUACGGGGCUUAUCAGCCAGCGGGCGGUGAAGUAAAAAGACCCAUAAUUCCAGGCCAAGCGCCACAAACGCACAAGCCACCCACCAGCGAAGCCCUCCCGCACAAGAAAAAUCUCGUGUCCAUAUUGCGGAACUCCCUAGCAACAUUUCAGGCCGACCACCGCUCUCCGUCGACGACAUCUUCACGCCAAACCCACCCCUCUCCGAAAUUUGCCCUUUUUCGCAAGGAAAAAUUCCAUCAAUCUCUCAAGAUGUCUCACGAGUCUGUCUGGAACUCCCGCCCCCGCACUUACGGCAAGGGCUCUCGCGCUUGCCGUGUCUGCACCCACCAGGCUGGUCUGAUCCGCAAGUACGGCCUCAACAUCUGCCGUCAGUGCUUCCGCGAGAAGGCUGCCGACAUUGGUUUCGUCAAGUACCGGUAAAUCACCCACUCUAAUGUCGGGAGACAUGGAGGGUUUGACAACCACGGGGCUUCCGGGUUUUGUGGUUUGAUGACAUGACGGGGAGAAUGGGAAAGGGAAACGGUGACAAAAAGGGAAUUCUUUUGGGGAAACCAUGGGCAAAGGGGGGGGGGACGGAUACCAACUAGAACACCCUUUUUCGCCGGCUGGGAAAUAAGAACAAAAAAGGGACAAACUUUGUGAUUCGACGACCACUUUACGGAAGAAAACGGGCUGAAGGAAACCGACGACUGAUAUUCCGAAAGAUCAACAAGGCGGCCAGCGUUGGGAUUCUUUUCACUCAUUAUUUGCAUGGGAUAAGGGGGAAACCAAGGCCAACAAAGUGGGAGUUAUCACGGGUUUUACCUUUUUUUUUUGUGAAAGCAUCCUUUUUUGUGCUUUUUCUUUGAAGAGCAACUGAAAUGACCCAAGUUGCAAACACACACUCAAGGUGCAUUCUUGUUGUUUGCUGUUGUUGUUUUGUUCGCGCGUGCCCAGCGAAUAGAUCUCGACAUCUGCUUUGAUUGAUGGGAGAGUGGGC